GAGGCAAAGGGAACGGGAAAAACCGAAGAGAAAGCUGUUGAUCAUCUCUGCUUUACGUAAGAGAAGUGAGGUCCAAUCAUGCUGUGUGUCCUUAACCAUAUUAAUUGUGCUGAUUUUUGAAUAAUUUUUCAGAGGACUAGACGCAAACCAAGAACAACCUUCACGUUAAAUAUUAUUGUACAGGGAGCUAUCUUAAAUAAAUUUAAAAUGCAUUCUGAAGAUGAAAAGAAGCAGAAGCGUACUGCAGAUGGAAAUAGUCAUGAGAUCACUGCAUCCAGCCAGGGUCAUGAAUAUGAAGACAAACACACGGAAAAGAAGAAGAAGAAGAAAGCAGAAAAGGCUAAGAUGGUCAGCCCAUUUACACUGUUUCGAUACUCCAAUUGGUCAGAUAAAUUACUAAUGAUACUAGGCACUCUCCUGGCAAUAGCCCAUGGAAGCAGUCUCCCUAUUGCGAUGGUAAUUUUUGGUGAUAUGACUGAUAGCUUUGUUGCUUCUGGAGACUCAAAUUUUACAGGAGACACUUCUGCAGUGAAUGUCUCUUCAGAUAUUCUUGGCAAGCUGGAAGAAGAUAUGACAAGAUAUGCAUACUACUAUUCUGCAAUAGCAGCUGGUGUUCUUCUUGCUGCAUAUAUACAAACUUCAUUUUGGACCCUAGCAGCAGGCCGGCAAAUAAAAAAAAUUAGAGAAAAUUUUUUUCAUGCAAUUAUGAGACAGGAAAUUGGAUGGUUUGAUGUUAAUGAUGUGGGAGAACUUAACACUCGUCUUCUAGAUGAUGUCUCCAAGAUUAAUGAAGGAAUAGGUGACAAAAUUGGAUUGCUUGUUCAAGCAGUAACGACAUUUGUAACAGGAUUUAUUGUUGGUCUCAUAAGAGGAUGGAAAUUAACCCUUGUAAUACUAGCAGUCAGUCCUGUCCUGGGACUUUCAGCAGCCCUCUGGGCAAAGGUUCUCUCUGCUUUCACUGACAAAGAACAAGCUGCAUAUGCAAAAGCAGGUGCUGUUGCAGAGGAAGUUCUGGCAGCAGUCCGUACUGUAAUAGCUUUUGGAGGACAGGAAAAAGAAAUUAAAAGAUACCAUAAAAAUUUAGAAUAUGCUAAACGGAUUGGAAUAAAAAAGGCUAUUACAGCUAAUAUUUCUAUGGGUGCUGCUUUCUUACUGAUAUAUGCAUCAUAUGCACUGGCCUUCUGGUAUGGAACUACCUUGGUCUUAACUGAUGAUUACACUAUUGGCAAUGUCCUUACAGUCUUUUUCUCUGUAUUGAUUGGAGCUUUCAGUAUUGGACAAACUGCUCCAAGCAUAGAGGCAUUUGCUAGUGCAAGAGGAGCUGCCUAUGCAAUCUUUAAUAUCAUAGACAAUGAGCCUCAGAUUGACAGUUACUCAGAGACAGGUUACAAACCAGACUACAUUAAAGGGAACUUGGAAUUCCAAAAUGUUUACUUCAAUUAUCCAUCCAGACCAGAUGUUGAGAUACUGAAGGGCUUGAAUCUCAAGGUUAGCUAUGGCCAGACAGUGGCCCUGGUUGGUGGCAGUGGCUGUGGGAAAAGUACAACUGUUCAGCUCAUCCAGAGAUUUUACGAUCCCAAGGAAGGCACGGUUACCAUUGAUGGGCAGGAUAUUAAGACCUUAAACGUAAGAUACCUGCGGGAGAUUAUUGGUGUGGUGAAUCAGGAGCCCGUGCUCUUUGCUACUACCAUUGCAGAAAACAUUCGUUAUGGCCGUGAGGACGUCACCAUGGAAGAGAUUGAAAAAGCUACCAAGGAAGCGAAUGCUUAUGACUUCAUCAUGAAGCUACCCAACAAGUUUGAAACUGUCGUUGGAGAAAGAGGGGCACAGCUGAGCGGAGGCCAGAAGCAAAGAAUAGCAAUUGCCCGAGCUCUGGUUCGUAAUCCUAAAAUUCUUCUGCUUGAUGAGGCAACAUCAGCUUUGGAUACUGAGAGUGAAUCAGUUGUGCAGGCAGCACUGGACAAGGCAAGGGAAGGACGCACCACGGUUGUAGUAGCUCAUCGACUGUCAACAGUCCGAAAUGCAGAUCUUAUAGCUGUGUUCGAAGGUGGAGUUAUCGCAGAACAAGGGAAUCAUUUUAAAUUGCUUGAGAGAAAGGGAAUCUACUACAAACUCGUUAACAUGCAGGCAAUAGAAGCUGAAGUUCCAUCAUCAGAAAAAGAUGAGAAUGCACUUAGUGUCAAAAAAAGUGAAUCUGAACCAGAAUUUGAAGAAUCCUUAACAACAGGAUUGAGAAGACGAUCAACUCGGAGAAGCAUGAAAAAGCCAGGAGCACAAAAUGAUGAUCUUGAUGAGAAAACGAGUUCACCUGAUGAAGAAUUACCUCCAGCUUCAUUUCUGAAAAUUAUGAAGUUGAACAAAACUGAAUGGCCAUACUUUGUAGCUGGAAUUUUAUGUGCAAUUAUCAAUGGAGCUUUACAACCUGCAUUUGCAAUCAUAUUUUCAGAAAUUAUAGGGAUUUUUUCAGAAACUGACAAGACCAUUUUAAGAGAAAAGAGCAACUUAUAUUCAGUGCUGUUUUUAGUACUUGGGAUCAUUUCCUUUUUUACUUUCUUUUUUCAGGGUUUCACAUUUGGCAAAGCUGGAGAAAUUCUUACAAUGAGGCUUCGAUUCAUGGCGUUUAAAGCAAUGCUUAGACAGGACAUGGGCUGGUUUGAUAAUUCUAAAAAUAGCACUGGAGCAUUAACUACAAGACUUGCUAAUGAUGCCUCACAAGUGAAAGGAGCAACUGGUGUCAGACUGGCAUUAAUUGCCCAAAACAUAGCUAACCUGGGGACUGGAAUUAUUAUAUCAUUAAUUUAUGGCUGGCAGCUGACCCUGCUACUUUUAGCUGUUGUGCCAAUCAUUGCAGUGGCAGGAAUGAUUGAAAUGAAGAUGUUGGCUGGGCAUGCUAAAAAAGAUAAAGAAGAGCUGGAAGCUGCAGGAAAGAUUGCCACAGAAGCCAUAGAAAAUAUUAGAACUGUUGUUAGUUUGACCCGAGAAAGAACAUUUGAGUUGAUGUACGGAGAACAUUUGCAUGUACCAUACAGAAAUUCUGUGAAGAAGGCACAUAUAUUUGGAUUUUGUUUUGCCCUUUCACAAGCAAUGAUGUUCUUUACCUAUGCUGGCUGUUUCCGGUUUGGUGCCUAUCUAGUGGUAAAUGGAUACAUGGAGUAUAAAAAUGUGUUUUUAGUGUUUUCAGCUGUUGUAUUUGGUGCAAUGGCAUUAGGACAAAGCAGCUCUUUUGCUCCAGACUAUGCCAAAGCCAAGAUAUCAGCAGCCCACUUGUUCCUGCUGUUUGAAAGAGUACCCUCAAUAGAUAGUUACAGCGAGGAAGGAGAGAAGCCCGAAACAUUUGGGGGAAGCAUAACAAUCAAAGAUGUGGCAUUUAACUACCCAAACCGACCACAGGUCAAAAUCCUCCAAGGACUGAAUCUAAAAGUAGAAAAGGGACAAACUCUGGCUCUUGUUGGUAGCAGUGGCUGUGGAAAGAGCACUGUUGUUCAGCUGCUUGAGAGAUUUUAUGAUCCACUUGGUGGAGAAAUGCUUUUUGAUGGUAAAAAUGCAAAGACACUAAAUAUCCAGUGGCUGAGAGCUCAGAUUGGUAUCGUCUCACAAGAACCAAUCCUGUUUGACUGCACUAUUGCUGAAAACAUCGCAUAUGGAGAUAACAGUCGGCAGGUGUCACACGAGGAAAUUGUUAAUGCAGCAAAAGAAGCCAAUAUUCAUGCCUUCGUUGACUCUCUGCCAGAUAAAUACAAUACCCGCGUAGGAGACAAGGGAACUCAGCUUUCUGGUGGUCAGAAACAACGUAUUGCUAUUGCCCGAGCUCUUGUACGUCAGCCCCAAAUUCUGCUGCUGGAUGAAGCUACGUCUGCCUUAGAUACAGAAAGUGAAAAGACUGUCCAGGAAGCUCUGGAUAAAGCCAGAGAAGGUCGCACCUGCAUCGUGAUAGCUCACCGCCUCUCCACCAUCCAAAAUGCUGACAAGAUUGCUGUGAUCCAGAACGGCAAGGUGGUAGAACAAGGGACCCAUCAGCAGCUCCUGGCUGAAAAAGGCAUCUACUACUCUCUGGUCAAUGUUCAAAGUGGGUCAUGCAACAUGUAAAUUAAAGGCAGUACUUAUCUCUGAAUUGUCACUGUAAUUAUUUCAAUACUGCUAUUUUUGUCACUGUAAUUAUUUCAAUAUCAAUAGUCAGUCUUGAUACUUUUGGUUUUCCUCCUUCCUUUCAUAAGUCCUACAAAAUCAAGAAAUACUAAGUAAAUAUGUACCAGUUUCUCACUACUAGUUUUCAUUAUUCAAACCACUCUAUACUAUGUGGCCAAAGCAGAGGCCUAUUCCACUCAUGAAAGUAGAAGCAUGCUAAGCCAAAUGUAAUUUAUAUUAGCUUGCUUUGAACUCUGUCAAAAUCACACUAAUCAGGCAUGUCUGGUAAACAACCUAUAAACAUUUUCAUGCUCAGUAAAAAUAGUUUUGCUGUUGCCAGAAACAAACCUCAAGCCUUAUCCUCACUGUGUAAGGCACAGUCAGUCCUGGCCUAUUAGGCUUGUUAUCAACUUGUUAUGAGAACUUGCAGUUCAGCUGGAUCUUGAUGCCACAUGUCUCUUGUUAUGAUGUGGAGUUUUAGCCUGGGAUGAUAGCAAAGGUCUUGAAAAUAUGGGUGCAGGCUGAAAACAAAGGUCGCAGAACUGUAAGUACCUCACUGAUGGUCAGUUACUGAUCAUUGAAGAAGUGCAACCUUAAAAGCUGGGAAAAGAGUGCUUUAAGUAUAACACAAAAAAGAAGCAGCAGAUAAGAAAAAACCCACAACUGAUGGGCAAGGCAAGGCACCUGCUGCAGGCUGGGAAAGUAGUAUCUGCAAGUCUCCCAAAGUCCCAGGGGUCAGAGGUCAAGGGCUAAGAACUCUCUAAAGACUGCGAUAUUUUAUAAAAGGUGAAAAUCUUGAGUCUGGGCUUAGAGGAGGGGGAAGGCAGGCAUCCUUUUCAGUGUUAGCGUCCUUCAUUGAAGAACUCUUGAAGCUGAUCACCCUGAUGACUAAGACUGUCAAGGACUGUAACCAUCGGUGCUAAUUACGUGGCAUCAGCUCUGUGGUAUUGUAUAUUAGUUACUAAUUUAGGAUGACUGUUAAGGACUAACUGCUUUGAAUAUGUAGUAAUAGUGAUAAAUAAUUAUUGAGAACUAACCAUUAGCAAUGUAUAUUGUUAAUGAAUAUCUAUGCAGUAAAGUUUUGUUUUUAAGUUUAAAACUGGCCUGAUUAAUCAGUCUUCCACACUUCUGUCAUAGCA
Molecule: messenger RNA, 5264 nt
Organism: Gymnogyps californianus (California condor)
Lineage: Eukaryota; Metazoa; Chordata; Aves; Accipitriformes; Cathartidae
Gene: ABCB1
Product: ATP binding cassette subfamily B member 1
Exons: 28
Coding region: 208-4086 (1292 amino acids)
Biological process (GO): transmembrane transport
Cellular component (GO): membrane
Molecular function (GO): ATP binding; ABC-type transporter activity; ATP hydrolysis activity
Source: RefSeq, a predicted model, not a curated record